CCUUGCGUAGACACCGAGUUGGUUUGUGUAUUCUUUGACUAGAUUGAGCCAUGGAAUUAGCUAGGUAGCCGAUAGAUCGUAGUCUCUCCCUUUGGUCACCUCUCAUAACAUUUUCUCAUCAACUCUUUCCAUCAUCGGGAGACACUGUUCAAACACCGUGGGAGUGCCGAUGGUUUUUAUUUCGUCUGCUGAAAGAAUGUUAAUGUCGGCGGUUUUGCGGGCUGCUAGCUAGCCUAGCCUCGGGUUGACGACAGAAGAGGCUUUUCUACGUCUGAACUCUCUGGAACACAGUGUGCCGAUUUUUUUUUAAUCAACUUGGCUGUCGCCGACGUCACGUUUAACACGCUAUCCCCGACCUAUCUUAUCUUUCACGAUUUGUAUUGUUACAUAAUCUGUUCUGGCCGUGGGAUAGAGUGACAUCAGCCUGUUUGCUAAAUGAGCUAACGGCGAGUUAGCCAACCCCCGCUAUCUGGCUAGCUAUUGAGUAACGCAACAUUAGCAGAGCAGUGCACUCGAUGUGCUGGCUAAAAAUACACUCCUCUGGUCCCAUACUCAGUGUCCCACCAAAAGUGGUGGGCUAGUCCACGUUGGAUUUCGUCUAUACGGCGUUUCUGGUCACCUCGCUUGGAGUUGGGCACUCUACAUGGUCACCACAGUGAGUUCAAGACGACUGGAAGAGCGAGUCGGACCCCGAGGUUGCGAGCCGAGCUGGCCUGACAUCCACCGCAUCGGCUGGGUGGCUUCAACUCGGCUUCCCCAAGUGAACCCGUUCGGCUGUGGCUGCCCGGUGGCCGAAAAUCAUUGUGCGCCCAUGGCCUUGUUUUGCCAUCAGUAGCACAAGCCCUAGGGUGGGGGGGAAACUCAGUUAGCUCCGAGCCACUUACUUACUACACAGUAACUCUUAGAGGUCAAAAGAAAAGGCGCUUUGUUGUCACUGUCAACCCUCUUGAGAUCGUCGAGACAGGCUCAUCUGUCAGGAGCGGCACAGCACCAUGUCCGAAGACAACAACGCAGACAAGUUCAUCAAGGAGGCAUCCAUUCUAGAGGAGUACAACAUCAACUGGACCCAGAAGCUGGGAGCUGGCAUCAGUGGACCUGUUAGAGUAUGUGUGAAGAAGUCAACUCAGGAACGCCUCGCCCUGAAGAUCCUCAUUGAUCGCCCUAAGGCCAGAAACGAGGUCCGUCUUCAUAUGAUGUGUGCCACCCACCCAAACAUAGUGCAAAUUCUGGAGGUGUAUGCCAACAGUGUCCAGUUUCCCCAUGAGUCAAGCCCAAGGGCAAGGCUACUGAUCGUCAUGGAGAUGAUGGAGGGCGGUGAACUGUUCCACAGAAUCAGUCAGCAUAGACACUUUACUGAAAAGAUGGCCAGCCAGGUCACUAAGCAGAUAAGUCAAGCCUUGGAACACUGUCACUCCCUGAAUAUUGCACAUCGAGACCUGAAGCCAGAGAACCUGCUCUUCAAGGACAACUCUCUGGAUGCUCCUGUGAAGUUGUGUGACUUUGGCUUUGCCAAGAUCGACCAGGGAGACUUGAUGACCCCGCAGUUCACUCCUUACUAUGUAGCACCUCAGGUACUUGAGGCUCAAAGAAGACACCAGAAGGAAAAGUCUGGAAUCAUACCUACCUCACCCACUCCCUAUACCUAUAACAAGAGCUGUGACUUAUGGUCUCUUGGUGUGAUCAUCUACGUAAUGCUGUGCGGCUAUCCUCCGUUCUAUUCCAAGCACCACAGUCGCACCAUCCCCAAGGACAUGAGGAAGAAGAUUAUGACAGGCAGCUUCGACUUCCCAGAAGACGAGUGGAGCCAGAUCUCCGAAAUGGCCAAGGACAUUGUGCGCAAGUUGCUGAAGGUGAAGCCAGAGGAGAGACUAACUAUCGAGGGAGUCCUUGCUCACCCCUGGCUCAACUGCACUGAGGCCUUGGACAAUGUGCUGCCCUCCGCCCAGAUGAUGAUGGACAAGGCGGUAGUGGCAGGUAUCCAGCAGGCCCAUGCAGAGCAGCUGGCUAACAUGAGGAUCCAGGAUCUGAACGUCAGCCUGAAGCCUCUUAACUCCGUCAAUAACCCAAUCCUCAGGAAGCGGAAACUACUACGCCCCAAGCCCAGUGAUGGCUUCUUUAUCCACGACCCAGAGAACGGAGGUGAAGACUCCAAUGUAGCGCUGGAGAAACUACGAGACGUCAUUGCACAGUGUAUACUACCGCAAGCCGGAGAGAAUGAGGAUGAGAAACUGAACGAGGUCAUGCAUGAAGCCUGGAGGUUCAAUCGCGACUGUAAACUACUGAGAGACGGCCUGCAGGGGCUCAGCUGGGAUGGAAGAGCCUUUUCUGACAAAGUUGACCGCUUGAAGCUGGCCGAGAUAGUGAAACAGGCCAUUGAAGAGAAGACGAAUCUCCAAGAAUCUCAUUAGCAAACGCUGUCUUUCUAUCUCCUUUUAUAUUGUUUAAUAUGAACCUUUUUAAGCCAGUAUCUGUAAAGAGGCUUUUUUAUGUAAAUUGAUGCGCUAAAAUUGUUCUUUUUUUUUUUUUUUCUUCCAUGAAUUCACUUGCAAGAGCUAUUGUACAGCUGUAGAUAUAUUUCAAAAAGGACUCAUUGGUACUAUACUUUUUUUUUUUUUUUAAUGAACAAUUGCAAAGAACAUGGAAAAACCUAUAUUUUCGUUUUUGGAAAAAAAAAAAAAGAAAAGAAAACAGGCAAAAAAUCACUGAAAGAAGAAGUUAUUUUCUGGGAGGGAAUUUUUACUAGCUGCUUGUCCAAGAUGUCACAUGUGUUUCCCAUGUAUUUCAUUUUAUUCUUUUUUUUUUUUUUUAAACCAUCCUAAGAAUUUAUUUAUUUAACAAAAAUUCCAUUAUUUUAUACCUAACUUGUGGCCUGGCAAUAGGCUCUGAGGUUGAGAGAAAUUGUCUAUAUUGUGACUUUGUUCUUCCAUAUAUAUUCUGAACCUUGAACUGCGUUUGAAUCAUGUGAAUCCUUCUUUUCCACGUAAUUUUCCCAUGACUUCUAGCAGGUCUCAUGAACGUUAAGGAGAAGUGAAAGGGGAUCUAUAAAAUGUGGCAUUGGUUAGACAAUCCAGAUGCAGCCCCAAAUUCAUCCUUUUGGGCCACAAUCCCCUUCUCUGGGCCGGUAACAAAAGACCGAAGAAGACGAGAUAGACAUAAGCACUACGGCUGUUUUUCUGUCUGGCUUGUUUCGAUGCUUUCUGUUUAGUUCGGGCUUAUCUUUCACACACUCAGUUCUGCUCCUUUGCUCAAAAGUUCAGCUUGAAUCAAAGUGCAUCUUUGCACAUUCACGACCAAGUGUUUGAAGGUUACAGAGAAGAGGCAAAAGUGAAAUAUCAAAACUUUUGAGGUUGUUUGAGCAUCUGGCAAGUAAAAUGAAGCAAAUUAGUUCAACCAUCUGAAAGUGUUUCCAUAGAUAUAUUUAUAUAUAUAUAUAUAUUGCCCAUUUCUGAUGCGCUGAAAGGUCUUAAGUUAAUCAUAUAAGGCAUUUAUGAUCUGUGAAACAGCCACUGCUGUGGUCAUCUGGGUUUGCUGCUUUGAAGUCAUUUUGUGGAAUUCCAACCAGGGUUAAUUAUUAAUUGAAAGCCCUUCAUUUGCUGUAAGUGCUCGCUUAAGUCUGCCUGGCACGUACGGAAAAAAAAGACUGAGAGGUGUUUAGCUGAGGAGAAGCAGAAGCCAAGGACAUUCUUGUGCCCCCUGCACAGCGAACAUGUCUUGUUUUUGAUUUGUUAGUCCACCUGUGCACUUCAGUUUCAUGCUUGUUUUCAGCAGCAGUCUCAGUAUCUUAGGAAUGUGGACACAAGCAUGUUUGGCCGAACACUGCCUGCAGCCAGUUGUCAUGACAAUGGAAAUUAACUUUGGUCCACCAACAUAAAGACAAAUAUGUAGAUCAAAUAACACCUUAGUUAAAUAGCAGGGCAGCUCUCAGUGGGGUACAAAAUUGUCCCUGACUCCAGUAUUUCACCCACAUUGCACUUUUGGCACAGCCGAAUUGGCUCGUGUGCCGGAAAAGAUCAGUCAUCCCGAGGAAAGCAACACAACCCAUAAACAAUAAGUUAACAUCAGGUCUGCUGGACUUGCAGCGUCACAAACUUGCUGAGCUGCAAAAUGUGCAAUAAUGCAUGCAUGUAUGUACACUGUGUGAUAUUUAUCUAUAUGUCAGUAUUAUCGAAGAAAGGCCUUCCCUGUUUCAUUUCAGUGGAUGUAGUCAAUGAAUCCUCAGAGUAGAUUCGAAUAUAAUGUAAUCAGAUGAGCCGAAGCAAAUUUACCGGUGCACCGUUUUGUUUCAAAGAGUGGCUUAAAAUUCGGGUAGGCGAGUCCAUAGUACACUGAACACUUCAAUUGCUAAGAGGGUGCGUGUUGUUUUGUUCAGUACUUCAUCAUUUUGUGUUUAUAAAUUUUACGUUCAUUUUAAAAAAUCCUCAGAAGUUUGUUUUUAAUUUCCCUCUCAUUGAAAUUCCCCUUUUAAACAAAGUCCUAGCUUUUAUACGCAAGGAGAAACAACUCUAAUUUUUUUUUUUUCUGUAAGCGUCUUUUUAUGUGGAGACUGAAGCAUUGACAUGAGAGUUCAUGAAAAAAGUAAAUCAGCAAAGGUUGGAGCAAUAUCUGUAAAUUGAUUCCAGCCCCAUCACCUACCUUUGUAUGUCUGUCUUUAUUCAGGGUGUGAUUAAACACAAAACAAGACUGGUGUAAACACUUUGAACAGUGUUGAUGAAUGGGGUUUAUGUUUUUUUUAGAGGGUGGGGGUCAAUGCUUUUUAAUACUAACCUGAUUCUGAGUGAUUGCCCAAGCUUUACAGUGCUGAAAAACAGUCCUGCUUCUGAAAUCUCCCUGAAAUGCGCUAAAAGAGUCUUAGCUGGAUUUUGACAACAUCUUAGUCCACAAAUGACUUGUUAUACCCAAGAAGCCACUGCGUAGGUGACCACAUGUGCCUUGUUGACUGGGGGCGACAUCAUCUGCAACUGCUCCCAUCAGCACCAGAGAUUAUUAACAGGAUGUAUGAGGUCACUCAGGAUGAUCGUUAGCAGUGAUUAAUAUUGGCCCGUUGAGGAUUAUUUGAUUAAUUCCACGACAGGAUCUGCACAUGAGUACAGAGUCAACACCACCCCUCAUGACAGCAGAACUUAAAUCAGUGCCGGUGUUUGUUUCAUUUUGACCAUGCUCUGCAUGGAUGUGUGUUGGUGUGUAGCUACAUAAUGUGUAUGUGUGGUUAUCAGUGUGUGUGGUUCAUUAUGCUGCAGAAAGCAUAGCAUUUAAUUUGUCUUACACAUUUCUGGAGGCCUAUCAACAAAUCAGACAGACAUUUGAAUAAUGUUGAAGGGCAGUGUAUUUAUUAGCAUUAUGUACUGUAAAUCCAAGGCAUAUAUCAAUCUUGAUAUUAGCACACUCUGUUGAACACCCCUAAGGGAACUAUGUGUUGUUUGCUCAGUGUUAAUAAAAUCCCAGGGGGGUUAGUUGAUUUUGAAAGUGCUACCUCCCUUCCCUGCAUCCUCUGUUUAGUGUAUGAACAGCUGCUAUCGUAGGAUGCUCUCCAACUGACGUUCAGGCUGGGAAAGGCUUCGGUCCAGCCGAGACCGACCAUGCCACUUGUUUGUCUAACCAUAGGUCUAUUUUCAAAUAUAUAUAUCUAUAUAUAAAGUAGCUUCAUCAUCCAGUUUCCUCUCUUCCAUUUGCUGAACAGAAACUAAACGUCUGGAUUUAUCAAAGCUCUCUCAUGAAGGAUGCUGACUGAAGUUAAAUGACCUUGUUGUUUUUAAUACCAGCGUAUUUAUAAUGACCUGAAAGGCUGAAGUGGUACAUAUGCAGCACUUCUACUCUUGAUAAAUUCCAGACGCUGAUGCAUCUCAACACUCUUAAGUUGCUUUUGUCCCCAUCUCUACUGUGUGUUCACUACUGUGUGUGAACAGUAUGGAGGGACAGUUGUGAAGAAGGAAAUGUUAAUCUGAGAAAGCAAAGGAAGUCUAGGAAAGAAGAGCAUUUCAAAGUGUGGAGCCAUUUAUCAACUAUUCAAAUUUGUGUCGUUUUUUUCUUUUUUUUAAAUUUCUCUGGUCUGGCAGUAAUGUAGCAUGUACCUGAAUCCGUCAUGAAAGACUCGCUGUAUUUCCGCCUAUGUAUGUUUCUCUUUUUGCCCUUUCUGCCUUCUUUGGAAUGUCAUCAACAUGCUGACUUUGUAAUAAAGGAAUAAUUUGACUUUUAAACAUGAAAAA
Messenger RNA from Myripristis murdjan (pinecone soldierfish), 6203 nucleotides. RefSeq names its product MAPK activated protein kinase 5 (gene mapkapk5). Gene Ontology annotation, biological process: protein phosphorylation. Bases 993 to 2408 code for a protein of 471 amino acids. Gene Ontology annotation, molecular function: protein kinase activity; ATP binding. Lineage: Eukaryota; Metazoa; Chordata; Actinopteri; Holocentriformes; Holocentridae. The transcript has 14 exons. The record is from RefSeq and is a predicted model, not a curated record.